Molecule: messenger RNA, 991 nt
Organism: Cajanus cajan (pigeon pea)
Lineage: Eukaryota; Viridiplantae; Streptophyta; Magnoliopsida; Fabales; Fabaceae
Product: 3'-5' exonuclease
Biological process (GO): nucleobase-containing compound metabolic process
Cellular component (GO): nucleus; cytoplasm
Molecular function (GO): 3'-5' exonuclease activity; nucleic acid binding
Source: RefSeq, a predicted model, not a curated record
UUGUCUCCAUUCUUCAUCAUGCUUCUUCACUUCAUUAGAAUGGCAAAACCAAAAGUCCCACACUCUCUCUUCUUUAAAUACAUACACUCUUUAGUCUUUACCAACUUCACAUCAUCUUAACAUAACUGAGUAAAACAAAAACAAUCCAAUGAACUCGCGAAGUCACAACCGCAACCCCAUGCACCCGAUCCCCACGUCGGACCAAACCCUCCACAACGUGACCUUCCACUCUGACACCAUCCUCACCCUCCUUACCUCAAGCCCCUCCGCUGUUGACAGCUGGCUCUCCGACAUCCUCCGCCGCCACCGCCGCCGCAAGAACCUCCUGGUGGGCCUUGACAUCGAGUGGCGGCCCAACAACAGGCGCGACAUGAACAACCCUGUUGCCACCCUCCAACUCUGCGUGGGGCGUCGCUGCCUCGUGUUCCAAAUCCUCCACGCGCCGUUCAUUCCACAUUCCCUUGUCUCGUUCCUCGGUAACUCCAACAACACGUUCGUUGGAGUAGGGAUCGAAGGCGACGUGCAGAAGCUUCUAGAAGAUUGUUCUCUCCAAGUGGCCAACUUCCUUGAGCUUCGAUCCCUCGCUGUGGAGAAGUUUGCUGAGCCUGUGUUGAAGGGCGCUGGGCUUAAGACAUUGGGCCUCCGCGUCUUGGGCCUGGAGGUUGACAAGCCCAAGAAGAUUACUAGGAGUAGGUGGGAUAAUUUGUGGCUCACUGCUGAACAGGUGGAGUAUGCUGCUGUUGAUGCAUUUGUAUCUUUUGAGAUUGGACUCCGUUUGAGUUCAAAUAAUUAACGGGGUUUGGUUCUUUUACGACCUUUAAGUAGUAUUAGAGUUGUGAGCAUCUGAAUGUUUUAUGUUAUGUUUCAGAAUUUGAGGCCUUCAUAAUGUUAUGCAGACAAUUAUUAUCUUCAAUUAUGCAUGUUUUGAAAUGUCCUUUGUGUUAUUUUAUAUUUCUAUUUGUAACUUAUAAAGGAAAUAGAUAUGUUUUAA